CUUGUUCUUCUUGUUUUGACACGAAUCUUUUUAGGAACGUGGCAUUUUUGGCAACUAACUCUAAAUUUUCAAUUUUGUUUCGUAGUUUUAUGUUAGUUAAUUAGUUUCUAUAUAGACAGCAGGCACUUACAACUUAAACAUUUAAAUUUCAUAUUAUUGUCGUGAACAAAUUUUUAAUUUGUAUUAAAUAAUAACUUUAUUCAUCCGUUCAACAAAAUUUUUGGGAAGGAAACAUGUCUUCUGUUCUUCAUAUGCUAGGUCUACAUGGACUCGAUGAAGGUUUUAAUUUGGUAAUAAUCUUACCUGUGGUUGUAGUGAUCGUUGUGGUAGUGUUUUUAUUAAAGUUAAGUGUCCGUAAAUCAGCAGACCCCAGAAAGACACAGACACAAAACUCCAAAAAACAAAAAGUGACAACAAAUAAACAAAAAGAUGAGAGAUCAAAUGUUGACAAAAAAGAUAAAAAACACAAGGAAAAAAUAGGCCCCGUCAAGACUUCAGACGGAGAAACAAAUAAAAAACAACCGGUUGCAAACGAGAAGUCACCUAAAAAAAUUGUCCAAACCAAAAAGCAGCAAGGUACCAGCAACAAUGUUAAUAAGAGCGCCAAGAAUCCUACAACAACCAAAACUCCAACGAAUAGUAAAAAACAAUUAGAAAGUUUUGUCAGCAAAGAGGAGGAAGGGGAAUGGCAAAUGGUUACAACUAAAAAACAAAAGAAACCCACAAAUGAAGAAACAAUUGACAUAACUUCACCAUCAAAAACUAAUAAAAAAACUCAAAAAACACCAGAGAAAACUAAUAAAGCAAUUAAAACGAAAAAAGUUAAAGUAAUGAAUGAAACAGUUGAAGUAUCUUCAACUAUUGUUAGCCAAGUUAAACAGUCAGAGCCUUCUGUUCCAUCUGAUAUAACCCAACAUCCUACUACUAAUUCGACAAUUAAACAAAAGGAAGCUCCAGUCCCUGAGCCUACUGUUGAAGUUAUGGUAGAUAAUUCUUCUGUACAAAGUACACCUUCUGCUAACGUGGCAUUUGAUGAACUAGGAGAUGAUGGCUGGACGGAUACAAAACCCCAGAAGAAAAAUAGAAAAAAAGCACUCAGGGAAUAAUUAUUAAACCUGUUACCUAUCCCACCUUAUUGUUUCAAAAAUUUGAACAUAAUAUAUGAAUGUAGUUAAUAUUUUGUUAUUUGUAAAUAUAAUAGGUUACAACAAAUACAAUAUCAUUCUAAAAGUAGAAUACGAAAAUAUAUGCAUAUAACGUACACAUCUGUGUAUGGUAUUAUAAAUGGUACUUCAAGAAUUUAUAACUUUUCACACAACUUUUUAUAUUGCAAAUAUUAUAUAGUUUUGUGUAUUUUUUUACUUUUUAUAACAAAAAUGCUCAAUAGAAAAAUAUAAAUAUUUUUAUUUAAAACAUAUUUUGUGAAUUCAUAACUAUUAUUGCCUUUUUUUACAUACUUAAAUUUAAAUGUCUAAAGUUUAAAGUCUAAAUAAUUUUAAGAGAUCUUUUAAAUAAAUAACGAAAUAUUUUUAUACAGAUAUUUUACAAACGUUAAAAAUACAAAUUAAAAUAUAUUAAAUAUAAAGUCUUCCAAUAAUUACUGAACUUAAUGGGAACUAUACUACAUUUUUUCUUGGAAACAACUGGACUUAUCCUUUCCUUUUUCGUAUACGUGUAUAAUAAUAAAAAUCUUUAUAUUAGAGACUGAAAAUGACCAUAUAAGAAAAGUGAUUAAAUUAUGAUUAAUUUUUGUUUUUAAAAAUAAAUCACUCAGAAUAACAGUUA
Messenger RNA from Lucilia cuprina (Australian sheep blowfly), 1785 nucleotides. RefSeq names its product muscle M-line assembly protein unc-89-like. The transcript is spliced from 2 exons. The record is from RefSeq and is a predicted model, not a curated record. The coding region runs from base 234 to 1106 and encodes 290 amino acids. Lineage: Eukaryota; Metazoa; Arthropoda; Insecta; Diptera; Calliphoridae.